Messenger RNA from Polypterus senegalus (gray bichir), 3786 nucleotides. It is a transcript of the gene lman2, whose product is annotated as lectin, mannose-binding 2. Lineage: Eukaryota; Metazoa; Chordata; Cladistia; Polypteriformes; Polypteridae. Gene Ontology annotation, cellular component: endoplasmic reticulum membrane; endoplasmic reticulum-Golgi intermediate compartment; Golgi membrane. Bases 31 to 1107 code for a protein of 358 amino acids. The record is from RefSeq and is a predicted model, not a curated record. Gene Ontology annotation, molecular function: D-mannose binding. The transcript is spliced from 8 exons. Gene Ontology annotation, biological process: endoplasmic reticulum to Golgi vesicle-mediated transport; endoplasmic reticulum organization; Golgi organization.
AAGUCUGCAGUUUUUUUUUAAGCUGGCAAGAUGGCGUUAGGACGGGACGGGAAAGUGAUUUCAUUGCUGGUCUGUGGUGUUCAGAUAGGCAAAAGUAACGUUAUGCUCAGAGCUUUUAGUCUUCUCUUUAUGUUGGCAUGUCUUUGUCACCGUGGUGCACUAGCAGAUAUUACGGAUGGUAACAGCGAACAUCUGAAACGAGAGCACUCACUUAUAAAACCCUACCAGGGAGUCGGAACAAGUUCAACACCUCUUUGGGAUUUUAGUGGCAACACGCUUCUAACUAGCCAGUAUGUCCGUCUCACGCCAGAUGAGAGGAGUAAGCAAGGCUCUAUUUGGAAUAGAGUGCCAUGUUUUCUAAAGGACUGGGAGUUACAUGUUCAGUUUAAAGUUCAUGGAUCUGGAAAAAAGAAUUUGCAUGGAGAUGGCAUUGGCAUUUGGUACACAAAAGAAAGACUUCAUCAUGGGUCGGUAUUUGGGAAUCAAGAGCAGUUCAUUGGGCUGGGCGUGUUUGUGGACACCUUCCGCAAUGAUCUUCAAGGAAUGGAUCGUUCUUUCCCAUAUAUUUCUACCAUGGUGAAUAAUGGCUCUUUGACCUAUGAUCAUGGGAAAGAUGGACGUUUAUCUGAGCUUGGAGGAUGUUCUGCUGAGAUCCGUAAUAGAGACCACGACACGUAUCUUGCCAUUCGCUACUCCAAAGGAAGACUUACUGUAAUGGUUGAUGUAGAAGACCGUAAUGAAUGGAAGGAGUGCAUUGAUGUUUCAGGAGUUCGACUUCCUACUGGCUAUUUCUUUGGGGCCUCAGCCGCCACAGGUGAUCUUUCAGACAAUCAUGAUAUUAUCUCAAUGAAGCUUUACCAGCUGAUGGUGGAGCACACUCCUGAAGAGGAAAAUGUAGACUGGACAAAAAUAGAGCCAAGCGUUAGUCUGCUUAAGUCUCCAAAAGAUAAUAUUGACGAUCCCACAGGAAAUUUUCGAAGUGCUCCUUUGACUGGCUGGAAGGUUUUCCUUUUACUUUUAUGUGCUUUGUUGGGAAUUGUAGUGUGCGCUGUUGUAGGUGCUGUUGUCUUCCAAAAGCGCCAAGAAAGGAACAAAAGAUUUUACUAAGAUAAACAGCACACAUACACAAAUUCAAUGUGAAUUUUAAAUUGAUUGUAUUAAACUUCAGAUGUUCAUAAUUGAAAUGCUUGGAAGAGUGAAUUGCUGUUAGAUAUCCCUAACAAAACUGUCAUCAGCAAAUUGACAUCAGAAGUAGUAGGAAGUGAACUUGUAAGAAGAAGUAGACAAACUGCUUCCUGUUUUUUUUUUUUUGGGUUUUUUUGAACAAACUUUUCCCAUUUUUGUAAAAGAACAAAAGAUUUAUUUUUAAGAAAGAAGUAACAAAGUUGCCAUUUGUUUCAGGAUUGUUUAUAAGAAUGUUAUUUUUAGGUAAUAAACUUUCAGAGUAUUAAAUAACAUCUCCUUUCUUUGGUGCAGGUGAUCAAAUGCGUAGUUUUGUUAAAUUAAUUCUAUUUAUGUUUUCAUAUCUUUCAUAUUUUAAUUGAUUUUUCUUUCUGUGUUUAAAUUCUAAAUGUCUAUGCACUGUAUUGUUUUUGUUUACAAUUACUAUUUUUGAGUUUUGCAUUGCUUUAUUUUAUGUAAUGAUUGAAAAUGCCAUAUUCAAACAACCACAGAUUUUAUUUUUAUGCAUCCGAGUGCAAAUUUUGUUUUUAAUACAAAGUCUGUAAACUUCUAGUUGCAAAACGCAAAUAAGAAGACAAUUAAAUAACAGAAGUAAUCGAAAGGGUUACAGUUUGAAAUCAAAUCUGAAUGCCUUGGAAAUGUUUCAUUUUCAUGUUCAACCCAUCGAAGCAUGAUUUUUAGCUGCAUUUAGGCAUUUAACACUUCCCAGGUGAACUUAGGAAAGACAUUUGUAUCAAGAGUCAUAACUUCAUUUUUUAAAUAUAUAUACUGGUAUGAAGUGGAAAAGUCCAAUUAAUUGUUUUUCCCUAGGGUCUACAAAAAAAGAAUUCUUACAACUUUAUCUUAUGUUACGAAAAUUCCGUUUUUGGUAUUUAUUUGUAAUACAUGGAUGCCCGCGACACAGAACUGUAAAAUUAAAAAACAAAUUUAAGUUGGUCAUUUGCAUUUGUGUAUGUCAUCAGUGGAAUAUAAACUAAUGAUCAUUUUACUUGUUUAAGCUGCCCACCUCAGCAGCAAUGGAGACAAAGAUAUAUGUAGAUAAAACCGUUUGUAUAAAACAUUUUUUUUUGUCUAUAGCAGAGUGGAUUUUGCUAUCUUUUUGGAAAAUAAAACCUGUGUAUAAAACAAUCCUUACCAGUGGGAAUUUCCCACAGGGUGGCUGAAGCGAGACUAGGGUAUUGUGGUUUUUAGAUGAACAAAAGAAGACUGAGUUAUUAAAUAAAUGUGACUAUAAAUCUAUCAUGGCUUAUAGCCACUGAAGCUGGAAAUAGAAUACAGACCAAUAAGACCCAGUGAAUAUUGCAUUUUCUUAAACCUAAUUUGUCAGUACUUUUCUAAUUAGUGUGGUUUUCAUGCAUUGGAAACUUGUUUAUAAUUUUGCAGUCUAAAAGCCAAAACAGCAACAAUUAUGAGACUGUGUUUCUCCAUUUUACAUGCAUUUAAGACCUUUGUACAAUCUCUGCUACGUUUAUUCUAAAAAAAAACACUAUUUUCACAGGGCUCAGAUACAUUACCACACAUAUAGGGGAAAAAAUGGAAAGUUGCUUGGAAUUAACAUAAGCCUUUCAUCUAAAGUAUGAUAUGUAUGUUUGUUAAUGUAUUUCUUUAUCCAGGCUAGUAUAUGUUUGCAGAGAGAGGGUUUGGGGCUUGACCUGGACAAAGCACAGUUUACGCUGCGUUCAUGUGCUAUUGGACAGUUAGAAGAUACAAGUUUCCUUCUCAGAAAUUCCACUUGAACGCCCUACAAACUUAGAGCUACGAGUUGGACCAUUAAGAUAAAACAAAUCUACUCACAUUCUCAAGUUGUGACCCCAAGUUGACCUUUCAACUUAGUCAGUUAUAUAAAAUAAAAGUCCAGGCUGGUCAUCUAUAAGUACAGUUUUUUGUGGACAAAUUGCUCUUGAAGCAAAGUAAUAAACAUUUAAAAUGUUUAGUUUAUCCCAUAUUUUCACAGAAUAGAAUACAGGGAAGAUGAAGCGUCACAAGCCACAGCUUUAAAACUCAGAUAAUAUGUGAACACCGCAGAAACCCUACAAGUCCAAAGUAGAGUAGUCACUUAACCUAACCAGCACAUCUGGAGUGAUAUGAGUACAGUGAUAGGGUUGAGGGUCAAAUCCAGGAUUCGGUACCUGUGAAGCAACAGUGCUAACCACUUCAUGUUGUGUGGGAUCUCAAUGUAUAUAAUAGAAAGCAUUUCACUGAAAUAAGAAAUCAUUGAAUAGAGAACCGUCCAUCCAUAUUUAUUAUUGUUUUAACUCUAUAAAUCAUUUUAAGGUAAAUUACAGUGUUCUUCAGGAUAUGGAAGUCCAAAUAUACUUGAUGAUAUUUAUGAAUUUGGAUUCAUCUCAAAGACACAAUGAGUAUUUAUUUUAGUCCAACUAGUGAGUGGAACCCAUUGUAUUUAUCUUGUAUUUACUGAGCAAAAAUUGGCCACAUGCAAGAAAAACACACUAGUACCUUGUCUAUGGAUCGCAAUUGUAAAAACUGUCAAUUUAUUAAGGUGGAUUUGAGCUGAAACGUGUGUAUAUGAUAUAAUAUCGCAGGUGGUGUUUACUGAAAUGCUGUGAAUGAAUGAAACCUCUCAAUAAAUGCAGUUCUUAAGGG